Suillus plorans is the source of this 948-nucleotide messenger RNA. RefSeq lists its product as uncharacterized. NCBI's taxonomy places the organism in Eukaryota, Fungi, Basidiomycota, Agaricomycetes, Boletales, Suillaceae. The transcript has 5 exons. Bases 1 to 948 code for a protein of 315 amino acids. The record is from RefSeq and is a predicted model, not a curated record.
AUGGACCAACAAAUGAGUCAAUCAAUCAAGCUGAGAGCAGCUCUGACCACAAGGAUCAAGGAAAUUAUGGGAAAAUCAUCAGCAACAGGGAUCUUCAGAGGGGGGAUAUUGCAAACUCACCUUCUACACAAAGCAAGAUUAAGAAUUGGACAUGAGCUAGACAGUUGCUUAGCAACACGUGAUGUCAACUUCCAUGCUUCUGCGUCAAUCUCAGAAUAUGAGAUCAAUCGAGCUGCACUGACAGUUGCCCAUGCAAUGGUAAAUCCUUAUUAUGUGGAUUGGGAUGUUGACAGAUUUGCCGAAAUGGCCAAAGUCUCUACACCUAAAUCUGAUGGUCCCCUCGCUAAUACCAAUCAGCUACCAAAGUACUUUUCUGCAGCUAUGAUCGGUAAAAUUUCAGCACCAGCUACUAUUGUGGACAGGCAAGGUAAAAUUUUAACAAUUUACUUGCCAAAUAUUCUGUCUUCUUCUCGGGUUGAAUAUGUGAACUCAGCCACUAAGGGUUUACGGACUUUACUUCUUGAAACAAUUACGUCCUCCACCCAACAGUCUUGGCGAUCUCAAGGCUUUGUUGUCCCAGAGGGGGGUGGAGAAUUUGGAGCAGGCAGAGUCACAGUAUCACCAGCAUAUUUUAUGCAAAGACACGAGAGACUGGAAGACCCAAUGGUUACCUCGGCUUCCUAUAAGUCUGUGGAAGUCCAAGAGUGGCUAGCUGCUUUAUCAGCUACUGAAUCUUUCUGGAAUGCCAUUACCGCUGUAUCGGCUCCAGAUCUAUUCGAAGCAGGCACCUUGGCAAUCACUCGUAUUAUUGAGGAACUUCAAGGUUCUGAUAGAACAUCACCACCCAUCUGUGAUUGGCCCUCGAUCUUCUCAGGAUUGGAAAUAAUUGCAAAUCGUACAACUUUAUCACACAGAGAUUCUGGUGGCGCCCUCUUUUUGAUCUUCUGA